AGGAUGGCCAAGCUGCAAAACUUCACUUGGACAGUGGAACAUAUUUUCAAGGAAACCUUCCUCAAUUACAUGAACAACUGGAGGAGAAACAUGACAGAAGCAGCAAAUAAACUGCAGGCUGAGGUGGCUGCUGAAAACUUUGACUAUGUUAUCCUUUAUCUGAUGGUGAUGAUUGGGAUGUUCUCCUUCAUCAUCGUGGCCAUCCUGGUGAGCACAGUGAAAUCCAAGAGGAGGGAGCACUCCAAUGAUCCCUACCACCAGUACAUCGUGGAGGACUGGGGAGAGAAGUACAAAAACCAGGUCCUGAAUCCAGAAGAUCUCAAGUGUGUGAUCCAUGAAAACCUGGGGGCAAGGGAUAAAACAGGCCCGGAAUCACCUUGAUUUUCUGGGAGUGCCAGCAGUGAGGGAUUCACAGUCACACACAGGGAACUCACUGGAACUCCAAAGAGCUAGAGAAGUGUUGAUUAAAUUAACACACAGGUCAAUGGAUAAUGGAGUCCUGAGGAAAUCAAUGUGAUGGCUCCCUUGAGGGUCCUGGGAAAGUCCAAGAAAAAUCUCUG
This is a messenger RNA of Oenanthe melanoleuca, 560 nucleotides long. It is a transcript of the gene KCNE2, whose product is annotated as potassium voltage-gated channel subfamily E regulatory subunit 2. Gene Ontology annotation, molecular function: voltage-gated potassium channel activity involved in ventricular cardiac muscle cell action potential repolarization; transmembrane transporter binding; potassium channel regulator activity. The record is from RefSeq and is a predicted model, not a curated record. Gene Ontology annotation, cellular component: membrane. NCBI's taxonomy places the organism in Eukaryota, Metazoa, Chordata, Aves, Passeriformes, Muscicapidae. The transcript has a single exon. Bases 4 to 381 code for a protein of 125 amino acids. Gene Ontology annotation, biological process: regulation of ventricular cardiac muscle cell membrane repolarization; negative regulation of delayed rectifier potassium channel activity; regulation of heart rate by cardiac conduction.